AUGAAUACACCAUCAUCAUCAAAUUCGAAUACAUCGGUUCCCUUCGAUGUUACGGCAAGUGAUGGUGUGGUGAUUCAGGUUGAUUUGGUGAAUGAUGCUUAUGAAGAUAUCGAAUCGCUUUUGUUUGAUGAAAAACCUCCAUUGGAUUGCUUUAUUAGAAUAUCUGUCCUGUACUAUCAAAUCAAUAGGACCGAUCUUUUCGAAAAGCUUUUGAAACGAUUGCUAUCCGAGUCAUCUUUCAAUGACUACUAUGGACACUUUGAAUAUACGGAAGCUAAAGUUGAAGCAUUAAACAUAUUAGCCGGAUAUCAAAUCGAAAGAUACAACAAAGUGGUUUCUACUAGUAAUGACAAGAACAUUUCGGAUGAUGUAUUACAGAAUAUGAGAGAAGAGAUUCGAAAUGAAAUUGAAAAAUUAAUCCAAGAAGCGGAACAGUUAAAUCCUUCAAAAGUAACCAACUUUCUUUCACGUGCUGUUCUCCAUUUAAAUCUCGGAGAAGUGGACAAGGCAGAAGGAAAGUUCGACUACGUUUUGACUGUCGAUAAAAAUAAUAUUCCAGCUCUUCUUGGAAUGGCUUGCGUCAGAUAUAAUCAAAAGCAAUUCAAGGAAGCACUCACAAUCUAUGAACAAUGCUUGAGAUUAAAUCCACAAGGCCCAGCAGAUAUUAGACUUGGAUUGGGAUUGUGUCAUUACCAAUUGGAAAAUUAUCAAAGAGCUAGACAAUGUUUUGAACGAGUUCUGAAACUUGACCCAAACAAUGUUGCUGCUCUUGUUUCUCUAGCAGUCAUGGAUUUAAACUCGAAUGACGAAAAUCUUGUACAAAAUGCUGUGAAAACUAACCUAAGAAAGGCUUACUCGUUGGAUCAAACAAAUCCUCAAGUUUUAAAUCUAUUGGGAAAUCACUUCAUUUUCAAGAAAGAUACCACCACGGCAUUGCAACUUUCAUGUACUGCCUUUGAAAACUCAAGAGCAAGUAAGAUCAAGGCAGAAAGCUGCUACAACACAGCCAGAGCCUAUCACAUCGAACAAGAGUACCACCGUGCAUUCGGAUUUUACUAUCGUAUAAUUUCCUCAUACUGGAGUGAUCACACCCUCGCUCAUUAUGGUCUUGGUCAAAUGUACAUUCAAAGGAACGAGAUUGAUAACGCAAUCAGCGAGUUCGAAACUGUUUUGAAGUCAGAACCUGAAAAUUUAGAAACAAACCGUGUAUUGGGUAAACUGUAUGCAAGAAAAAGAGAUCCUAAGAAGACAAUCAAAUACUUUAAAAAGGUAUUAAAAAAGGAUCCAGAAGAUUUGGAUGCCUUACUCAGGCUAGGAGAGUAUGAGAGAUGCAAUACACAACAAGCUCUAACCAACUUGAAAAAAGCCCAAGAAAUUUUGGAGGAAAGAGGUACACCUAUUUCAUUCGAACUUUAUAACAAUAUUGGUGUGCAUCAAUACCAACUUGGUCAAUAUCAAGAAGCUGAGAAAAACUUUAAAAAAGCUUUGUCCUUAACCAGUUGCAAGGCCCUUGACAAUCUGGAUGACUUGGAAGAGCAAUCCAUUGACACAACUACGUUGUCGUUAGUAUACAACAUUGCUCGAUUAUAUGAACGUACAAAAGCGUAUGACACAGCAGAAAAAUUAUUGCUCAAGAUUGCAUCCCAACAUCCAAGUUAUAUCAAUGCCUAUCUUAGACUUGCCGGUAUUCAGCAAGCGAAAGGAAAUUAUGAAAAGGCUAUUCAACUUUGCAAGUUGACAACCUCAUUAGAACCCACAAAUCCAGUGACAUGGUCUUUCCUAGGUCAAACAUAUCUAGAACAAAACAACUUUACUGAAGCUCAAAAAGCCUUUGAGUACAUUGUUCAGAAUAUUGAAAAGAAUGAUAUUUACGCUCUUUUGGGAUUGGGUAAUAUUUACUUCCGAUCUUUAAGAGUUCCCACUAAGACGAACGAUGAGAAAUAUGAAAAGGAGCAAGCAAAGAUUGAAAAGUAUCUCGAGUAUGCACUUGGCUUUUUUGAGAAAGCCAUGAAACUGGAUGGAAGUAACUUGUACGCUACCAUGAACAGUGGAUGUGUUUUAUGUGAAUAUGGCUAUACAGAAGAUGGAAAGGCCCUUAUGAAUAGAGUACGAGAAGUUUGUGUUGGAGACUACAAUGACAAGAAAGAGAAUCCAGAGACGUAUAUCAACAUGGGACAUUUAGCCAUGCUUCAAAAGCAAUAUGCUCAAGCUGAAAAGUUAUAUUCUACAUGUUCAAAACGUUUUUUCAAUGAUGAGAAUACCCUUGUUUUGGCAUUCCUUGCCAAAUCUUAUUUUGAUAAUGCCAAUUAUGACUCGUGUUUGGAAACUCUCUCUAGAAUUGAAAAGUUUGAUCCAAACAAUCUCACUGUCAAAUAUAAUAUUGCCAUCACAUACUAUGAAAAGAUUAAUGCCAUUACAAGCCAAAAGAAUAAGUCCUUGAAUAAUGCUGUAUUGUUGGAAGAGUAUUUAAACAAAGCACUUGAUCUCUUUAGAGAAAUAUCCAAUAAGGACAUUAAUUCUUCCCAACAACAGCAACAACAGAAAAAGAUAUCCAGCGAAUUCUCUCUUCCUGAGCCUGUUGUUAUUCACAAAGCUAAUGAGUACAUCAAAAUAUUGGACUCAAAGGUACGAGAGAAAAUUCAGAAAUACAGAGAAAAAGCAGAAAGUGAGGAAAAAGCAAGAGAGGAAUUGAAGAUCAAACAAGAAAACGCUUUCAAGCUUCUUGAAGAAGAAAACAAGAAGCGAUUGGAAGCAGAGGAACGUGAAAGAAAAGAAAGAGAGGAGAAGAUGAAAAGAAUUUAUAUGGAAAACAUUGAAAAGAUUGAGAACAUUAUGCGAUCAGCAGCUGUAAGCACUGCAGCAGACGAAGGAGGUGAGGAAGGAGAAGAACCAAAGAAAACAAAGAAGAGAAAGAAGAAGGACCAGGUUGACGAGGGAUCAAUUGCUCAAGGAGAUGCAGAACAACCACCAGAAAGCAAGAAAAAGAAGAAGAGCAAAGAACCCAAAGAAAAAAAGAGCAAAAAAGAUUCCUCAAAGAAGAAGUCUCGUCUAAAGAAGAAGGCCGAUCAAACUGAAGAACCUGUUGAGCAGGACAAUGAAAUGGAGGACGAAGACAUUCAAGUUCAACACUAUCAACCAGCUAGGACUGUUGAGGAUGACGACGAAGAAGACUACAUGGCAAGUUCUUCUCGUGCCACAGCAGAAGGUGAAGAAGAAUUUAGUUUUGAUAAUGAAUAG
Messenger RNA from Naegleria lovaniensis, 3237 nucleotides. RefSeq lists its product as uncharacterized. The record is from RefSeq and is a predicted model, not a curated record. Gene Ontology annotation, molecular function: RNA polymerase II complex binding. The transcript has a single exon. NCBI's taxonomy places the organism in Eukaryota, Heterolobosea, Eutetramitea, Acrasida, Naegleriidae. Gene Ontology annotation, biological process: regulation of DNA-templated transcription. Bases 1 to 3237 code for a protein of 1078 amino acids. Gene Ontology annotation, cellular component: Cdc73/Paf1 complex.